CAGUAAUACCAUCUUUGUAGCCAUGAAAUUUCAAUUGUUCGCUAGAGAUGUUAGUGAUGUUUUAAGAUCAUACAUAAAUAUUUAGUAUUUACUCGUUUUAUAUCGUUGUAUAAUGUACAGCAAUACUAAUAUUGUUUAUCAAUGUUGGUAAAAAUAGCAAUAAUAUGUUUGGAAUAUAUAUAAUAUAAUUUGAAUAAUAUAAAAGUAUAUCUCUUUCACACAUACAUCUCGUGUCUUAUUAUCUGCUAAAAAUGGGUGGUGGAGAUUUGAAUUUGAAGAAGUCAUGGCAUCCAUCUACUAUGAAAAAUAUAGAAAAAGUUUGGAAAGCAGAGCAACAACAAAGUCAAGAAAAAAAGAAAAUAGCUGAAUUAAAGAAAGAAAUAGAAAUGGAGAAAGAUCGAGAGGAUAUGAAAAAAUACGCAAUGGAGCAAGGAGUAAUAGAAAAGAAAGAUGACAAAAAGCUGGAUUGGAUGUAUAAAGGACCAAAUCAAUUAGUCAAUAGAGAAGAAUAUUUACUUGGACGGCCAAUUGAUAAAUCAUUUGAACAAAUGGUUCAAACAGAAAAGGAUAAUGAAUUAAACCAAGCACCAAGAAAUCAUGUUGAACACGAAUGUAUUCCUCCGUCAUUACGUUUCUUUUCUGGUAAUGAACAAGUGGACUUAGCAAGAAAAAUGCAAGAAGACCCCUUAUAUGCUAUAAAGAAGAAGGAGAUGGAAACAAGAAAUCAACUGCUAAAAAAUCCAGUUAAAUUAAAGCAAUUACGACAAUUGUUGGAACAGCAGUCAAAGAAAAGUAAAAGUGAAAAGAAAAAGAAGAAGAACAAACAAGAUAUUGAUAGUGAUGAUGAAGCACAACUUGACCUAUUACUGACUACUAAAUAUAAACAGUUAAAGGAUAAAAUUAGUAAUAAAGAUUUAAUAAAGUCAAUGAAAAAGGUGAAACAUAAACGAAAGAAAAAGUCUAGAAAAGAAAAUGAAACUUCCAAUAGUGAAUCAGAAAGUAGUAACGAAGGAAGUGAAAAUGAUGAACAUAUAAAAAAGCAUAAGAAAAAGAGAAGUAAAAGUAAAGAAAAAAAUACUGAAGUUAUAAAACAUAGUAAAGAAAAAUAUCUAAUACCUGAUAAAGAAGAAGAAAGAAAGCAUAAGUCAUAUGAAAAACUUGUUAAAGCAUGCAGUUCAAACAAUGAUAAUAAUGAUAGCUCAAUUAAAAAAAGAAGAGAUAGGUCAUUCAAUAGAGAGAUAAGAAAACACAGAGAGAAAGAUUUUCGUUCAAGCAGUCCUCAAAAUAGGAGAAGCAGUAUUCAUAAAAAUACAUACAAUACCGAGAAUAAGCAUAAAGAUCUUUCAAAGAGAUCACAUGAAAAAGAAACUAAUUCUAAAUUAUCUUCUGAUACAAAUAGAAAGUAUUACAAAAAAGAUAAGAAUCGAGAUAAAUGGAAUUUUAAAAAGAAACAGGAUCUCACAGAGGAAGAAAAAGAACGACGUAGACAAGAAAUGAUAGCAAAUGCAACAUGGAGAGAUGAAGAACGAGAACGUAAUGUUAAAAAGUAUCGCAUAGAAGAAAAGAAAGAAAUAGAUAGUAGAAAAGUGUAUAAUCAAGAUUUUGUUACAAAACAGUUAGCAGCCGCUGCAGAAAUAAGUACUGUUGCUUCUAGAAUUAAAGCCAAUAUAAAUAAUAUACAACGAUCAGGAAGAGCAAUGGAUAUAAAUUUUGCUAAAAGGUGAAUUCAAAUAAUACAGUUAAGUUUGUACAGUUUUAUAAAUUUCAUUGAAUUAUUUAUAAAAAUUACUAUAAUCUAAAUGUGAUGUAUUAAAAAAUGUAUACUGUGUAACAUAUAAUUAUGUAUUUUAUUGAUAUAUGAAUACAGAUUUUUCGACAGAA
This is a messenger RNA of Bombus impatiens (common eastern bumble bee), 1881 nucleotides long. RefSeq names its product pre-mRNA-splicing factor CWC25 homolog. Gene Ontology annotation, cellular component: U2-type spliceosomal complex. The record is from RefSeq and is a predicted model, not a curated record. Gene Ontology annotation, biological process: mRNA splicing, via spliceosome. The coding region runs from base 252 to 1724 and encodes 490 amino acids. The transcript is spliced from 4 exons. Lineage: Eukaryota; Metazoa; Arthropoda; Insecta; Hymenoptera; Apidae.